AUGCAGCGCGUACAUGACCACUUGUUGCUAGAGGAGGAGUACGUCGAAAACAUGGAGCGUCUGCGCAAGACUAAGGCUCAAGCGACGCAAGAUCCCGUCAGCCGGGGUGAGUUUGACAUCACGGAUCGGAACGCCGACGAGAGAGGCCGUGUCGACGAUAUGAGAGGCAGCCCCAUGGGAGUGGGUAACCUGGAGGAGUUGAUCGAUGAUGACCAUGCGAUCGUUUCGAGUGCCACGGGCCCCGAGUAUUACGUAUCCAUCAUGUCGUUCGUCGACAAGGAUUUGUUGGAGCCGGGCGCCAGUAUCCUCCUGCAUCACAAGUCGGUCUCGGUGGUCGGUGUGUUGACCGAGGAGUCCGAUCCCCUUGUUUCGGUGAUGAAAUUGGACAAAGCUCCUAGCGAGACUUACGCCGACAUUGGUGGUCUCGAGUCGCAAAUCCAGGAAGUCAGGGAGUCGGUGGAGCUGCCCUUGCUUCACCCGGAACUGUACGAAGAAAUGGGCAUCAAACCACCAAAGGGUGUCAUCCUCUACGGUGCUCCGGGCACGGGAAAGACUCUCCUCGCCAAAGCAGUGGCCAACCAGACGAGCGCUACCUUCCUCCGGAUCGUUGGUAGUGAGCUGAUCCAGAAGUACCUUGGUGAUGGGCCGCGUCUGGUGCGACAGAUCUUCCAGGUGGCUGCCGAGCACUCACCAUCAAUUGUCUUCAUUGACGAAAUUGAUGCCAUCGGUACCAAGCGGUACGAGUCCACUUCAGGCGGUGAGCGCGAAAUCCAACGGACCAUGCUGGAGCUUCUGAACCAGCUGGAUGGUUUCGAUGACCGUGGAGAUGUGAAGGUGGUCAUGGCGACGAACAAGAUUGAUACCCUCGAUCCUGCUUUGAUCCGCCCUGGCCGUAUUGACCGGAAGAUUCUAUUCGAGACCCCUGACCGUAACGAUGACGUCGACCUGGAUGAGUUCAUCAACCAGAAGGAUGAUCUGUCCGGUGCCGAUAUCCGCGCAAUUUGCACCGAAGCUGGGUUGAUGGCGCUGAGAGAGCGCCGCAUGCGGGUGCAGAUGGACGAUUUCCGUUCCGCCAGGGAAAGAAUCAUGAAGACGAAGCAGGACGGAGGCCCGGUGGAGGGGUUGUACUUUAUACGUGUUCGUUAUUCUUUAACCACUGCAACACGACUUCAGUUCAUAAUGGAUGGAUUCGACGAGGAAGCGUUCAAAAAGUUCUUCCCCACCAGUUUCGGCAAGCAGGAGAAGAAAGUCGAUGUCAGCUCCCAGAUAGAUCGUACGAAGCGGACAGACACGCCACCAGCCAAGUCCGACGGCGAAGCCGAAAAAGCAGGUUUGGUCAGCGCGGAAAACACCGACGUCGGCACUGGAGCUGGACAGGAGCUUCGGAGAGAUAAUGACAGCUCUAGCGAUGACAGCGACGACAAUUCGGACGAUUCCGACGACGAGGAUGAGUUUCCCGUGUCGCACGAUUUGACUAUCAAGACGCAUGAGCGCGCCGUGACCACCCUGACAGCCGACCCCGCUGGGGCGCGCUUGAUUACCGGAUCGACUGACUGCACCAUUAAGCUCCAUGAUUUUGCCUCAAUGACUCCAUCCACCGUGCGCGCCUUCAAAUCCGUCGACCCCUCAGCCAAGAAGCAGUCCGCCGCGCAGGAGGCGCAUGCCGUCCAUUACGCCGCAUUUAACCCGCUAUCGCCCAGCUAUGUGCUGGUGGUUUCCGCGACUGCGCAGCCUCGGAUCCUGAGUCGCGAUGGAGAUACAAUUACGGAGUUUGUCAAGGGGGAUAUGUACCUGCGGGACUUGAACAACACGAAAGGGCACAUCUCGGAGGCUACGGGCGGAGUAUGGUCCCCUACGGAUGAGAAUCUGUGCGCCACGAUAGGGUCCGACAGUACGGUGCGCAUCUGGGAUGCCAACAUGGGCCGGUCGCAGAAGGAGGUUAUUAUGCAUAAAUCUAGGGUGGCUGGAUCCGCUGGUCGGAGCAAGAUGACCGCUGUCGCAUGGGGCUCCCCGAAGCAGGGCGGCUCCAAUAUGCUGGUUGCGACGGCCUUGGACGGGAGUAUGAUGAUGUGGAGUGGGGAUGGGCCGUAUACACGGCCCAGCGCGGAAGUCCGCGAUGCCCAUGUCCGAGAUACCUGGACAAGUGGGAUAGAUAUCAGCGCGGAUGGGAGACUGGUGGUUACCAAGGGCGGCGACGAUACCAUCAAGCUUUGGGAUACGCGGAAGUUCAAACAACCCGUUACUACCGUGGCUCAUCCGUCGAGCUCCUUCCGGUACCCGUCGUCCAACAUUGUCUUUUCGCCCACCUCGGCGAACAUCCUGACGGGCUCAGAGACUGGGCAUCUGCACAUCUUGAACCCGGCGACGUUGAGGCCCGAGUUGGUGACGCCCGUCACCCCGGGUUCCCCGCUGAUCAGCGUCCUGUGGCACGAGAAGCUUAACCAAAUCAUCACGGGCUCCGGGAACUCCGAGACGCACGUUCUCUACAACCCUAACACAUCCACCAAGGGCGCUGCCAUGGUUAUGUCCAAGGCGCCCAAGCGCCGGCAUAUUGACGACGACCCGACCCUCACCAUGGACCUGACCCAAGGCCUAGCCGGCGAUUCCGUGGUUGUUGGAUCCAACGGUGUACCUCAUUAUAGCUCCGCGACCUGGUCGGCGCGGCAUCCGACCAUCGGCAUGACCGCCUCCGGUCGUCCCAAAGACCCUCGACGACCUCACAUGCCGCAGCAAACCCCCUUCGCGAAGUCCAAGCCGGAUGAAAAACAUAUUCGCGAGCAUGUCCCUCUCAGUUCCAUGCGGGACGAAGAUCCACGGGAGGCUCUGUUGAAGUAUGCGGAUAAAGCUGAGAAGGAUCCGAUCUUUACCAAGGCCUGGAAAGAAACACAGCCCACGACAAUUUAUCGGGAAAUCAGUGAUGAUGAAGAGGAGGAGGGACCAGAUAAGAAGAAGACAAGGCGGUAGCAUGAAGCACAGAGUACAUCAAAAAUGAGUAUGAUAUCUAAUUAUAUUGCGAUGAUAAGCGCGACUUUGGC
Aspergillus candidus is the source of this 3035-nucleotide messenger RNA. RefSeq names its product 26S protease regulatory subunit 4. Gene Ontology annotation, cellular component: nucleus; site of double-strand break. Gene Ontology annotation, molecular function: protein binding; ATP binding; ATP hydrolysis activity. NCBI's taxonomy places the organism in Eukaryota, Fungi, Ascomycota, Eurotiomycetes, Eurotiales, Aspergillaceae. The coding region runs from base 1 to 2964 and encodes 987 amino acids. The transcript has 4 exons. Gene Ontology annotation, biological process: regulation of DNA double-strand break processing. The record is from RefSeq and is a predicted model, not a curated record.